AUGCAUUACAUUGCCUUCUUCGUUCUGCUCACAACCGCUGUCUUGGCUGAUGCCGGGCUUCAGCACUUCUCCUUCUCCCCACCCGUGGGCUCAGGAAGUGGCUCUCAGUACAGUCUAACUGGAGAGGGACGGAUCACAGCUGUCAGAGUGUGGGAGAACUUCAACGGCUACAUCUUUGGCUUCCAAUUCCGCUACGACUUCAUCUGGUCCCCUGUUGCUGGUCAUAAAAGGGGUCAGGUCCUAGAGAUGGAGUUGUAUGAGGGUGAAGCCAUCGUCCAGAUCUCUGGAAAACAUAAUCACUACUUGUAUUCAGUAGUUUUCACCACUAACAGAGGCCGCUCGCUGUUCGCAGGCCAACCCGUUGGCCAUUCAUUCAACAUGUAUCCUGAACACAGCGGGGCCGAGCUGCGCUUCAUCAGCGGCAGAGUUCACGGAGCCAUCACCUCUAUUGGAGCCCACUGGGCUGAUUUUAAUCCAGCUGCAAACAGAACCAAGCACUGA
Molecule: messenger RNA, 501 nt
Organism: Scomber japonicus (chub mackerel)
Lineage: Eukaryota; Metazoa; Chordata; Actinopteri; Scombriformes; Scombridae
Product: zymogen granule membrane protein 16-like
Exons: 3
Coding region: 1-501 (166 amino acids)
Source: RefSeq, a predicted model, not a curated record